Molecule: messenger RNA, 1007 nt
Organism: Drosophila eugracilis
Lineage: Eukaryota; Metazoa; Arthropoda; Insecta; Diptera; Drosophilidae
Exons: 2
Coding region: 85-948 (287 amino acids)
Source: RefSeq, a predicted model, not a curated record
CACCGCUGCUGAAAAUUGUGCUUCUUCCCAAAGUUCUUCAGUUUCCUCUAGUUGUUUGUUUUUUGGUUCAAAAAUCGUCAAGCCAUGGAUGAAUUCGGCGUCUUUGAUUACAAGCGCCCGGCCAACGCAACGGCUCCGGAUUCGAGGACCUCGACCUACCGAGGGCAUCGUCACAUCACUGACCUUAGGUUGGGAAACAAGCUAAAUGCAAGGUUUGCGGACAAGGGCAUUUAUGUGAACGAUCCCAUACUCUCGGAGAAACUAACUUCGGAAUGCAUGGCCAAUUAUGUGUGGAAGUACGGCAAUCCAAAUACUCUAACAAACCCUUCGCUCAACAUGAAAACUCAGUACAUGAAGCCAUUCGAGGAGGGCUGUCUUCGAUUUAUAAAACGGAAGAUGAAACCCAUUUCUAGCGUUAGUCAUGACUCUUAUGUGCUAAAAGAACUGCCAGAGGAGCAGGAGAUAAUACCGAUUGCAAUGCCCACACCGGUGGCGGCCACAAAGCUGGUUAUUGACCGUUCGCAAGCUUUAUACAGCAAGUACCUGGACCCCUCCGCCACCACCUAUAAUCUUUCCUAUGUGCGCUUGAGCCCCCAGGAUGUAAGCGCCAGUGUAGCUGCCCAAGAUAAUAUAACAUAUUGGAAUUGGAAGGAGAAGAUGCCGCCCCCACGGAAAGUAUCACCAGAAGAGGAUCCCACGCUGUGCGACGAGGGUAACACUCAUGACUGUCCAAAACGACGCUGCGAGUUCCAAAAUCUCACAAAGCGCGUUCCUCAUUCGGGAAUGGUCACCGAGGUGCGUGCUAAUUAUACAGAUCCGCAGUUCCGAAAGGUUGAAUUUGAUCCGGAUGUGAAACCGGUACUGGUGCAUGAGGAAGUUAUGCCGUUUGCCACGAAAAGCGAAUACGCCAUCUAUGGAUCUGGGGAUCCUGUUAUUAAGUAUGUUUGAAAGUUCCAACCAUUUUGACUUUCUGCUCACUUCAUAAAUUAAUGUAAUAAAUGAUUUUA